This is a messenger RNA of Vitis riparia (riverbank grape), 489 nucleotides long. Its product is annotated as (13S,14R)-1,13-dihydroxy-N-methylcanadine 13-O-acetyltransferase AT1-like. The transcript is spliced from 2 exons. Bases 1 to 489 code for a protein of 162 amino acids. NCBI's taxonomy places the organism in Eukaryota, Viridiplantae, Streptophyta, Magnoliopsida, Vitales, Vitaceae. The record is from RefSeq and is a predicted model, not a curated record.
AUGACAAAGGAGAAGAUUCUGACAAAGAGAUUUGUAUUUAGUGCCUCUAGUGUAGCUGCACUUAGAGAGAAGUACGCUGAUCAAAGCACAACCGAAGAUCUCCCAAGGCGUCCUACACGUAUCGAAGCCUUAUCGGCUCUCAUAUGGAGCCGCUUUGUGGCUGUCACUCAUGGGAUGGCAGACCCAAGAAGAGUCUACACGAUCCUGCAUGCGGUGAACCUAAGUAUAAGGAUGGACCCUCCAUUGACGGAGAAUUACUUUGGGAAUAUUGUCCGGUUUGCGAUAACAACACCAAGCAUGGACGCUGAUUUUGGAUGGGGGAAGCCUAUAUGGGUUGGAUCAGCUAGCCUACCUUUCAAGAAUCUAAUUGUUGUCAUGGACAGUAGUGGAACUAACGGUGGAAUAGAAGCAUGGAUUAACUUGAUGGAGGAAGACUUGGGUAAAUUCCAAGGAGACAAGGAGCUCCUCUCAUUUGUUUCUCCAACUUAA